AUGGAUGAAUCAUGGGAAAUACAACAAGAAGAAAGGCGACAGUUCGUUGAAACACUUGGUAUCGACUACAGAUAUGGAUGCUAUGAGGCAAAACGACCAGAAUCCUGCCAUUUGUUGGGUGAAUAUAUGGAAGCAAUUGACCAAAAUUUGAAAGGAGCAUUUCAAAUUUUUAAAGUAAAUUGUGAAAAAGAGAAAUAUCCACAUAGUUGCAGGAAAUAUGUUCUUUCAUCUUUUGUAAUGCCAUUUGAUGAUAGAGCGAUUAAUGAUGCUCUAGAAUCUUGCAAACUGGAAGAUGGACGUGCUUGUUGGAUUUUAUCGCAGUGGUUUUUAGGAUUCAUGCAAAAAAUCGCGGUCGCCAAAAAUGUCCCUAAAGCGUUAAAAUACGCGAUCGCUGCCUGUGAUUUAAAUGUUUAUCAAUCAUGUUUUAACGCAUCGAGGUUGUUUUUUUCUUUUGAGAUCUACUUUCUACUGGAGCUCUCUUUUUGUUUCUUUUCUUUAUUAAUAAUACUUUUGGAUUUAAUCUAG
This is a messenger RNA of Dracunculus medinensis (Guinea worm), 525 nucleotides long. NCBI's taxonomy places the organism in Eukaryota, Metazoa, Nematoda, Chromadorea, Rhabditida, Dracunculidae. The record is from the annotation of a GenBank genome assembly.